Messenger RNA from Electrophorus electricus (electric eel), 1707 nucleotides. RefSeq names its product ankyrin repeat domain-containing protein 9. Lineage: Eukaryota; Metazoa; Chordata; Actinopteri; Gymnotiformes; Gymnotidae. The record is from RefSeq and is a predicted model, not a curated record. Gene Ontology annotation, molecular function: protein binding.
CAGAGACGUCGCACGCACUGACAGUUGCGCCAAGAUGCAGAUACAACAUCGUGUUGCUUAUGAUGACCUGACGCUUGAGCUCCGAGACGGUUGAUACAACAGUAGUCUUCAGCGCAUCGCAGAAUGUCAGCGUCCGGGUCCAAUACGUCCGGUAUUCUUCAAAUGGACGACAAAUGUAAGCAACGUAAAUUUCUUUCUCUUCUUUUUUAUCAAGCUGUGCGGGACCAUAAACCUGUGUGGCUACUUGAGGAUAUGCGCACAAUGGAGACGUUUUAUUGGGAAGAGAACACUAAACAACGGACUUACACUCCGUCAGAGGCAUUGUUGUACGCAAUUGUGCAUGAUCACCAAGCUUACGCACAAUAUUUGCUUAGUCAUUACUCUGAUGGGGCCCUGGCCAUUCCCGGUGAGCGCUUUUGCUGCUGUCCAUCCUCGGCCCCGCAUUUGGCGAUGGCUGUCAGGUAUGACAGACGAGAUAUACUCGCGCUUAUACUACAGGUGACUCAUCGACUACCCAGCCUGCGGUCAUAUAUGAACCGAGGUGGAUGUUUCCAUGUGGAAGACGGUAAAACACCACUCCACCUUGCAUGUGAACUCUUGCGUUCGGAUGCGGUCGUACUUUUACUCGGCAAUGGAGCGUCACCUCAGGCCCAGGAUCACAACGGCAUGACGCCUCUUGACGUCAUCCUAGAGCAGCUCUGGAACUCAAAAGUGAAUACCGGGGCGAAAAAGAAUUGUCUCGAUAGACUGUUGAUGUUCAUGCCUGAACUUCGAUUCAAACUAAAGAGCUCACUAGAGAAAGACCCGCAGUGCUGGUCUAAAGUUCUGGGUGAGGAUAAAUUUAACUACCUCAUUGGAAAAAUUCCGGCGUCCCUGUUUCUUAUAGCUAUGCAAAGAAUACUUUCGCAACUCCCCCCCGAACAGUUCCCUAACAGUCUAGACAAGCUUCCAAUUCCGGCCUCUUUGAAGCCCCUUCCACAGCCGUUCAAACAACGCGACCGCUGGACAGCGGCCUAACUAUUUUUAGGAUAUCUGCAAAGUAUUAAUGUUUAUUAGAAUGUAUCUGACUGUUUGGCAUGAAUUUUGUGUCUGUAAGUGUGUGCGUGUGUUUGCGUGUUUAAUGAAAUGGUUAAUGAAGCGGAAAACCAUUAACUACGGUAAAGCUAAACCAAAAUUAGCAAUAUUGUCUUCCUGUUUUCUUAUAUAGGGUUAGAUGAAAUAAUGCAGGCAAUUUUAAAAAUGAAAUUAAGAGAUAAUUUGAAACUAAUUUAAAUGUAAAACUAGAAAUAUAAUUAUUACUGGUUAUUUAAUUGUAAUACAAAAUAGUUUGUAGUUGUAACUUCCUUUAUUUAUUGUAUUUUAUUUGAUUUUAAAAAUUGUAUUUAUUUAUUUAUUUUUGAGAAAACAACAGAAAGCCUCAUGUGGAUUACUGCUUAUUGUUCAAUUAUGCAUGUGGGGGUGUUCUUCUUGAAGAAUGACCCACUCUCUCUCUCUAAACUGUGAAUAACAACUUUCUGGUAUGGGCUGAAACUGAACUAAAGACAAUGCAGUAUAAUGCCUCAUUACUGAUUAACUGGAAGAUCUGUUUGUUUUUGUCUAACCCAUGUAGGGCGAUAUGCUCUUAAUACCAGAAAAAUACAAUUAGCAUACAAUUCAAAUCACUGUUUGUUCUUGAAAAUUAUUCUACAUAAAAUAUGCAAAAAUCAA